This is a messenger RNA of Nicotiana tabacum (common tobacco), 930 nucleotides long. The record is from RefSeq and is a predicted model, not a curated record. NCBI's taxonomy places the organism in Eukaryota, Viridiplantae, Streptophyta, Magnoliopsida, Solanales, Solanaceae.
AUGGGUAGUUCCGGACCUAGUGCUUCUACUUCUAUGUAUACUUCCACUAUUGAUCCUUCUUCUCCCUUGUUCCUCUCAUCUUCCAAUGUUCCUGGUAUUUUCCUCAUUGUACCAUUCUCGGGGGUUGGAUUUAGAGGAUGGAAACGUAUUAUGAUAGUCUCAUUAUCUGCUAGAAAUAAAAUGGGAUUCAUUGAUGGGUCAUGCAUCAAACCUACUGAAAACUCUUCUCAAUAUAGGCAAUGGGAUCGUUGUAAUAAUAUGGUCAUUUUAUGGUUGACUCAUUCUUUGUCACCUGAUAUUGCUGAAAGUGUACAGUACUCAGAAAUUGAUGAAAGAUCUCUUGAUAUUGCCUCAUAUUUCAACAAACUCAAUAAGGUUUGGGAUGAACUGGGGGUUAUGUACACCACUCAUGCAAAUCCAUGUGUUUGUGCUGCAAAAGAAGGCCUUCAAAGGAAGAAAGAGGAGGACAAUGUCCAUCAAUUUCUCAUGGGACUGAAUGAGGUGUAUGUAGGGGUUAGGAGCAAUAUGUUGAUGAUGCAACCCCUGCCAUCUCUUGACAGUGUGUAUAAUAUUCUUCUACAAGAUGAAAAGCAGAGACAAGUGAACCCAAAUCCUUCUUUUCAAUCUGAGUCAGCCUCCUUCAAUGUGAAUUCCUCUUUUAAUAAAUCCAUUCAACCUCACUUUCAGCAAAAGCAGAUCAAUCCUCAAGCCCAAGAACAAUUUCAUCAAAGAGUGAAUUUUGAUCAGCCUAGAAAUGUUGUUUUCUGUAAGUAUUGCAAGAAACCUGCGCAAAUGGUUGAAAAUUGUUACAAAUUUAUUGGGUUUCCCUCUAAUUUCAAGCUCACCAAAGGAAGAAAGGGAGCAUCUAAUAUGGUUGAGAAUUCUGAUCUUCCUCAUUUUGAAUGUGUUCCUGCUACCCAGCCCACAUAG